This is a messenger RNA of Guillardia theta CCMP2712, 504 nucleotides long. RefSeq lists its product as hypothetical. The record is from RefSeq and is a predicted model, not a curated record. Lineage: Eukaryota; Cryptophyceae; Pyrenomonadales; Geminigeraceae. The coding region runs from base 1 to 504 and encodes 167 amino acids. The transcript has 2 exons.
AUGAGACAAGAGGACGUGGCGGACAUGCUGAGCUCGUUCUUCACUCACGCGGCAACCUCGCAGGGAAUCUCGCUCACGAGUCUCAAGAGCGCGUGUAGGAGGUUGGGGAUCGCUCGCUGGCCUUACAUGAGAUCGGGUAGCAGCCGCCUCAGAUCUGGUGCUUCCUCCCCCACAGACUCUGAUCUCACAGAGACGAGUGCGUCCAUGCCGAGCAUGAACGAAGUCAGCUGCAUGCACAGCUCGAUCGAGGAGAGUUGCGAGGUUCACUCCCACGUCAUUCCUAGCAGCGCAGAGGACGUGGAGGAGAGAGGCAGCUCUAGCAGUGCGGACGACAGUCAUGUAGGGCUCGAGCCGACUGAGGAUCAGCUGUGUGAGCCCUCGAUAGCCACCGUAAGCUCGUUGGCGCCGAGUCUUGACUUGUUCGAAGGGGAGGAGGUGCCACUGGAGGAGAGCUGGAUGACUUGGUUUGUGUACGAGAACGAGGAGAAGAAGGUGGAGCUGUGA